This is a messenger RNA of Serinus canaria (Common canary), 10036 nucleotides long. It is a transcript of the gene PTBP3, whose product is annotated as polypyrimidine tract binding protein 3. The transcript has 15 exons. Bases 285 to 1835 code for a protein of 516 amino acids. The record is from RefSeq and is a predicted model, not a curated record. Gene Ontology annotation, biological process: mRNA processing; regulation of RNA splicing. Gene Ontology annotation, cellular component: nucleus. NCBI's taxonomy places the organism in Eukaryota, Metazoa, Chordata, Aves, Passeriformes, Fringillidae. Gene Ontology annotation, molecular function: mRNA binding.
GGUGCCGCCUGCGGCGGGGCGGUGACCAGCACAUCCCGGCUCCUUCCUCGAAGCAGCGGGGGUGGAGAGAGAGGGGCUGGGGGAGGUCCUCUCCGCCCCCGUCGGAGGGAGCGGAGCGGAGCGGAGCGAGGGGAAAGCAUGUGAAAAUUGUUCCUAUUUCUUCAGGUCUGUGGACGUGAGUUUUUCAUUGGACUUAGAGGCAGCAUUUUUGACACUCUUUGCAGAGUGGUUCUUUAGUGUGGUCCUGACAAGCUGCUUCUGGUGUCAGUAACAGACCUUCUACCAUGAGCAAUUCUACUCCAGCUACAGAUAAUGAGAAGAAAAAAAGUAAAGGAAAAAGAUCUCCAUGUUCCCCUUCACGUGUCCUUCAUAUUCGUCAAAUUCCAAAUGGUGUUACUGGAGCAGAAGUUGUUUCAUUAGGUCUCCCUUUUGGCAAAGUAACUAAUCUCUUGAUGCUAAGAGGAAAAGGUCAGGCUUUUUUGGAAAUGGCUUCUGUAGAUGCUGCUGUUUCUAUGGUGAACUACUACACUCCUGCUACACCUCAUCUUCACAAUCAGCCAGUUUACAUUCAAUAUUCCAAUUACAAGGAACUUAGGACUGACAAUCAGCAUAAUCAGGCUAGACCCCAACCUGUACCGCAAUGUGCGAAUGCUGUGCAGCAUGGAAACCUGGGUAUUACAAGUGCUCUUGCUGCUGAAGGUGGGGUCCUUCCAAGUCAUGGUUCUGUUCUUCGAAUCAUUGUUGAAAAUGUUUUUUGCCCUGUCACUUUAGACAUACUGUAUCAGAUUUUCUCUAAAUUUGGCUUUGUCUUGAAGAUUGUCAUGUUCCAUAAGAACAAUCAAUUUCAAGCUCUGCUCCAAUAUGCUGAUGCAAUGAAUGCAUAUUAUGCCAAAAUGUCUCUGGAUGGCCAUUGUAUCUACACUGGCUGCUGUACUCUGCGUAUUGAUUUCUCCAAGUUAACUAACCUAACAGUGAAGUACAACAAUGACAAAAGUAGAGAUUUCACUCGUAUUGACCUUCCUUUUGGUGAUGGCCAACGAACUGUGGAGACAUCCUUAUCUACUCCCUUUGCUUCCCAAAAUACCAUAUUUCCAUCAUAUACAGGGCCUCCUGGGUUUGCCCCAGCCUUGGGCUUUCCUCAGGGAGCAGGUCCUUCUGUUCUGCCUGUUCCUGGGGCACUUGGUCCUCUCACAGUCACCACAUCAGCAGUGCCUGGACACAUGACUAUUCCUGGUAUUCCAGGAAACUCUGUUUUACUAGUUAGCAACCUCAACCCUGAAGCCAUCACACCUUAUGGACUUUUCAUCCUGUUUGGUGUGUAUGGUGAUGUGCAUCGUGUGAAAAUCAUGUUUAAGAAAAGAGGAAUUGCUUUGGUUCAGAUGGCAGAUGCAACCCAAGCCCAAUUAGCUAUCAACUACUUGAAUGGACAGAGGCUUUAUGGAAGGGUCAUGCAUGCUACUCUUUCAAAAUAUCAGACAAUUCAACUUCCUCGUGAGGGACAAGAGGACAAAGGUCUAACAAAGGACUAUAGCAAUAGCCCUUUACAUCGCUUUAAGAAUCCCUGCUCUAAGAACUUCCAAAAUAUAUUUCCUCCAUCUGCAACCUUGCAUCUGUCCAACAUCCCGCCUUCUGUUGCUGUUGAUGAUUUGAAGAACCUUUUUACAAGUAAAGGAUCUACUGUGAAAGGCUUCAAAUUUUUCCAGAAAGAUUGCAAAAUGGCUCUUAUCCAGCUGGGUUCUGUGGAAGAAGCAGUUCAUGCUCUCAUUGAGCUUCACAAUCAUGACUUUGGAGAAAACCAACAUCUCAGAGUUUCCUUCUCAAAAUCUUCAAUCUGAAUUUUCUGUGAAUUUUCCCUUUAAGGCUGCAUAAUAGUUUUAGUAAAAUCUUCAAAGAGAGACUGAGACAGCUCUGACCAACUCUGUAUCUUAAAAGAAAAACCUCAUUCAUACACAAAGAAUUAAGUGAUGGUUUUUUUUGAUUCUAGCUGCUAUUAUGUCAUCCAUAGAAAGAUUCUUCUGUGAAAUCAUUUUAGCAACAAUAUUUAUCAUCAAAUUUCCUAUUUAAAAUUAUGUUUUGAAACCAUCCUUUCAGCUUUUGUUUGAAGUCAGCCUUACAAAACAAUUUCUGAGUGCUUUUACAAUUUACCAAAUGAGUAUGUUUAAUUAAAAGGUAAACCUAUUUUGUGGAGAUUAAACACUAUUUUGAAUGUGAAAUAGUGCUUGGGUUUCCUGAAGAAAAGCAAACAGUAACUGUGAGUAUCCUCUAAAUAGUAUUUAUGUUACCAAGGUGUGUGUUCAUACUUUGGCAAAUCUUUACAAAUAGCUUGUUUAUAAAAGUAAAAAGUCUGUGCUGUUGUUAUAAAUUAUUAGAGAAAAGGCAGUGCCUUCUCUCUAUGGAAUAAAAGUGUUUGACAAUUUUCUUCAAGGUGUAUUAUUGGAGAAUUAGUUUGACUUGAGUGUGGGUUAAUAGGAUGUUUAAUGUCCUAUUUCUACUAUGAAGGGAUGUGUAACAAUACCUUUGAGAAAAUAAAACAAGAAAAUGAUCUUGAUUUUAAAAUAAUUUUUUCACAUUUCUCUAAAUAAUUAAAUGUUUGCAAUCUUAUGGGAAAUAUUCAGGUCUGUGAUGGUUUCUCAAGUUUUUAAGAAGUUAUUUUUGCUAAGGUCAUUUUUCAGGGCAGAAAAAUUAAACCUCGAGGUUUUUUACCACUCUACAGUCUAAUACUUAAAUUACUGUGUAUUUACCUAAUUUCUUAUUUUGUGCCUUACUAUAUGUGUAUGAAUAUAUUAGAGUGUUACCUGAAGUAUCUUGCAAAAAUGUUGUGGGCUUUGUGAAAAUUCUCCUCUUGGUCUUUUUGUAAAUGUUUUCCAUGAUAAUUCAAUAUAUAUUUUUUCAUUAAUUAAUAUUUUGAAUUCUAUUCUCUUGUGCUUUCUUAUGGAGAUUGGAUGUAGAUGGGAAUAAGGUUUCAUUUGUUGUGAAAUCACAUAGGGAUUCUUUAAAUUUACCUAGUUGCACUUCUCUGAUGGUAGUUCUUCACUGGUAAAAAAUUCACACCCAGAAAAAAUAUACUAAAAAAUCAUUCAAACCUAUAUAGGAGGGCCAAGCAGCAAAUCCAGUUAGUUUCCUGGACUUCAUCUGACUUUUUGAGAGACACUGGCUGUAUGAGAAUAUUCUUUCAGUUUUCUGCAUUUCUUUUAUUUUUAAUAGUUUACAGUAUUAAACUUAAAGUAAUAGAAUACUAUCAUUCUUUCCUUUGUAAGUAUGAAAAAAUGUUUGAUACUGAAUCUUGAUUCCUCUUUGGGGAAUGAGCUGAGAUGCAGUGAGGUUUUGCCAUGAGUGUACAGAUGAAUACUAAUGACUAAUCAUAUUUUUAAAAGCUAAAUUUCAUUUUGAGAGCUUUUUUUCCAUAGCAUUUUCUUUCACAUUAAUUGAAAAUUAAUUUAAUUUUGCUUACCACAUUUUAAAGACCUAUUUCUUUCAAAUAUGGCGUUUACUUCUAACUAUUGCAGAAUUUGUUUCUGCUGUAAUGUUUUGACACUCAUAAUUGGUUUUGUCCAUUGGAAUUGUAUGACUUUAUCUUUCUAGAAGAAAGAGUAUGUUUCUACCAUGAUCUGAGUAUUCUGUAGUGAGCUUUCUCAGAUUUUCUCUCUGAAUUAUUUUUGCAAAAUCAGCCUUACAGAAGCUUGCCAGAUACUACCUUAAUCUAUAUAAAUUGAUUACAGGUGUAGUAUUAAGGAAAUUUCCCUGCCUGACCAUCCGGGAGCCAUUCUGGCAGUCACUCUUGCACCACCUGAGCAGGAGCUGAAGCUCUUCCCAGUUACAGCCCCCACAUCCCCACAGUCAGAACAGGUUUCCUUACUGGGCUGACCCCAGAUUUCCCAUAGCAGUCUCAGGUGUCCCAGCCAUUAAAACGAUUUCAUCACAGUGCAAUAACAAACAAAGAGCUCGGACUGGUGUCUCUGAGGGGGGACCCAGAACAAAGGAACCCCUGGGCUUUUAUCCCCUCACCAGUCUAAGCGUGGGAAGGUCUGGGAUCGUCGGCUCCUGCCGUGUCCUGGUGUCCGGUCCCCUGGCUGGGCCACAGGUCCCCGGCCCUUGUGUGCCCUGGGUUGGCUCUUCACGGCCUCUUUGCCUGGGCUCCUCCCGCCUGAGCUCAACCUGCAGCUCCCCCUGCAGCUGCACCCUGAGCUACCUCAGUGAAAGUGUUCCUCAAAAGUAGCAGCCAAUCUGACUGCACAGAUGUAGCUAUAGUAAGUGCUGUUCAACACUAUAUAAAUAUGCAGAAUGUACUACGUACUGAAAAGUUCAACUGGCUUAGGAAAAAUAUUCCCCUAAGGGUAGUUAUCUUUUGAAUUUCACAGAAUCACAGAAUGGUGUGGGUUGAUCUCCAGGAGGUUCUCACAGUCUUACUGCUCAGUGUGUCCAGAUCCUUCUGGAUGGUAUCCUUUCUUUCUAGGUGUGUUGGCUGCACCACACAGCUUGAUGUUGUCAGCAAACUUGCAGAGGGUGCAGUUGAUUCCACUGUCCAUGUCACCAAUAAGGCUGUUUAACAGCUCUGGUACCAGUUAUUAUCCUUACAGAACACUGCUCAUUAUUGGUCUCCACUUCAACAUCAAGCCGUUGACCACAACUCUUUGAUUGUGGCCAUCCAGGCAUUUCAUUUUCCAGCUAGAGGUCCCCUCAUCAAAUCCGUGCCUCCAGUUUAGAGACAGGGAAGUUACGUGAGACAGUGUCAUGCUUUGCACAAGUCCUGGUAGAUGACAUCAGUUGCUCUUUUCUUAUCCAAUAUUGCUGUAACUCUGUUGUAGAAGGACAUUAAAUUUGUCAGGCAUGAUUUGGCUUUAGUGAAGCCAUCUAUUUCAUAAUCUUACUGGGAACCAAGGUGGAACGUCCAGACUUAUAGUUCCCGGGGUCUUUCUUAUUUCCCUUUCUCAGAAAAGCAUUAGCUUUUAAAGUUUCAUAGACCUGGGUUGCUAAGAAAACCUCUUUUCCUCCCAGGCUACGUGUUACUUCCACCCUCUGUAGCCCUUCUUUUAGUACUUUGAGUUCAUCCAGUAGUUCCUUGUUCAUCUGACACCAUUCUGACAGUUUUGCCUGACUUCCUCUUUGUUGGCAUAAUCACUCCUGAGCUUGGAGAAGGUGAUCCUUGAAAUAAAGGUGAUCCUUUAACACCACCCAGCUUUCUUGGGUCCCUCUUCCCUCCCGGGCUUUUUCCCCAUGAUACUAUGUGAGGCAGAUCCCUGAGGAGGCCAAAAGCUGCUCUUCUGAAGUCCAGGGUCAUGAGCUUUCUGUGCACCUUCCUUGCUUCCUGAGGAUCUCAAACUCCAUUUUGUGGUCCUUACAAUCAAGGCUGCCCUUGAGCUUCACAUUUUCCAUCAGCCUCUCCCUGUUGGGAAAAAAAGGUCCAGCAUAGCACCUCCUCUCCUUGGCUCCUCCAUCAAUUGAAGAAGGAAGGUACCAUCAAUGCAUUCUAGGAAGCUUCUGGAUUGUUUAUGUGCUGCUAUGUUGACAGAUAUUAGGGUGGUUGAAAUUCUCCAUGAGGAACAAGGUUUGCGUAUGUGAGGCUGCUCUUCUCUGUAAGGGGCCUCAUCUUCUCUGUCUUCCUGGUCAGACAGUAUGUAGCAGACCCUUACUAUAAAGCCACCUUCCCUUGCCUGCCUUUAAUCCCAACCCAUUAACUCUCAAGUCAGCUCCUCAUCCAUCCACAGGUGAGGCUCCAUGAUCUCCAGCUAGUCAUUGACAUAGAGAGCAACACCACCUCCUUGCCUACCCUUCCAGUCUUUCCUGAAUAGCCUAUAUCCUUCCAUUCCAGCAGUCUACUCUUUGGAGCCAUCCCACUUUGUGUCCAUGACAUACCAGUGAGGUCAUAGGUAUGCCCACAUGUCUAACUCUGCUUGUAUAAACAAGAAUAAUAAGAAUAAACAAGAAGGGGAAUAAUCCCCUUCUUAGGUUCUCUUGCAUAGAUGCUUUGGAGUUGAAACCCUAAUGAAGCUGACUUACUGGCUGGAGUAGCUGGAAUUCCUUUGUGUUGCUCUUCUGGUGCUUUUUCUGCUGACCUGUGAUCCCUCUUCAGGCUCUGGGCAUCUAUUGCUGGCACUGGCAGCAAAUUGAUAGGAGUGGGAUGUGUCAGGACCCAUCCCCAUAUGGGCCACCAGUUGUUGGUGUCAGUGCUUGGCACCAAUGACAGUGGAUGGAAACUGUCACCAUCAGUUUAUCAUCUUACUCUAAAACUUUCAUACCUUCUCUCUGUGACUUCCUUUGGUCAGCUUCUCACAGCACUGACUCCUUUUCUCUUCCUUCUGCAUGGCUGGCUGACUCCUCCCUGUCCCUUUCAUGACCACCUAACCCUUACAGCUCCUCACAGCACAGCCAACACACUCCAGCUCUCCUCUCAACUUGCUAACCCACUCUUUUAUAACCCCCAUCCUUACUGGAUAUAUCUGUGCCCUGUUAAGGGCAGGGCUGUUCCUACUCUGGUAAUUAGUACAGCUGCAACUCCUCAGGGGUGAGAUUGCCUUUAGCACUAUCUCUAUUCUCCUAUAAUCCAUCCUCCCAAAGGGAUGGACUAAAAUUCCCUUCCCCCUGGCAUCUUUAGUUUAAAGCCCUUCUCACCAGCUUGGCAAGCCUGUGGCAGGAGAUGCUCUUCCCCUCUUCUGACAGAGGGACCCCGUCAGCCCUUGGUAGACCCAGUUUUUGAAAGCAAGUCCCAUGGUCAAAGCAGACAAACCCCUGGCUGGGACACAGCCCCAAAAGCAUUUGUUGAUUCACCAGAUUUGACUGGCCCUUUCAAACACCUUUCCUUUGACUGUCAGCAUUGAUGAAGACUGCCUGUAGAAUCCUAAAAAUUUUUAACUUAGAAAAAAUCUGAAUGUUGGAAUUUAUUGUAUUUGCUUUUUGGUUUUGUGAUACAAGUAUUGUGUAUCUUUUUUGAUUCACCUUUAUUGUUCUGUCUUUGCAAUCUAAUUAUUCUUGCCAACAUGUUUUUCGAUUUGUGUGUAUCUGAAAGACGAUGCCUCUUAGGGAGAUCUGCUUUUACAAGGUAUGCAGAUAACCUUUGAAACUUGACAGUACACUUUAACAUUUGCUUAGCAGUGUGAAGGCAGUAGUUAAGGCUACUUUUUCCCUUUUAGUGUUCCACCUUGAAUAACUGAAAGCAUAAACAUAACACCUUAGUUAUUACAAUGCAUUGUUUGUGAAGAAUCAUGGCAGAAGGAAUACUUUUUAUACUUUGUGCUUAACUCAGUAGUGCCUUGUACAGAAGCACAGUUGCAUCUCAGUUCUUGAUUCUCUAAAGCUCUUGAUAUCUAUGAAAAGAGCAAGAUUUAAGAAUGAUAUUCUACAGAGUCUCACAGUGAUGUGGAUGGAAUGGGACCUCCAAAUGCCUCAGUCCUACCUCUCAGUCAGAUUAUAUACAACUUUAAGCAGUUACUCAAAGAAUUGUCCAUGUAAAUUGAAAAACAAAAUCAAAUGGAACAAAUUCUCUGUUCUUCGCUGUUCUGUUUGGCAGUCCUCACUGUGAAUAUGCUUCCUUAAUAUGUAACUAGGCUUUAAACAUACUGCAUUCUAUGUUUUUUGCCUUUUUCCCAGUUACCCAUGUACCUCUGAAGAGGAUUCUGGCUUCAUCUUCUCUAUAUUGUAGCCUUAAGCUGUUAAAGAUACGUUUAUAAUUUUUUUUUACAUAUGUUAUUACUUUCUGUUUGUGAAGUAUCUGGUAAUGUGCACAGUUCAAGUUGGAAUUUGGGCAUGUGGUGGAGCUGUCUUGUGCAGGGCCUGGAGUUGGAUUCGAUGAUCCUUGUGGGUCUCUUCCAUUUCCACAUAUUCUAUGUUUUUGUGACUUUAUAGUUAUGUCUCUGUAUAUGUCAUGUCCUUGAAUCAACUCUGAGUUACCUCCUAGUCCAUUUUUUUUGAUGGAUGCACACUUGGUUCAAAGUGUAAUAAGGCCUUUUUAACAACCCAGGAGCAGCUAAGUGCCUUUUCAAUUGAUCCUUGAUUUGUUAUAUAAUGGUAAAACUUCUACUUCUUUUAAUUUCUGCAGAACUCUUAAAACAUCAGAACCAAUUUCUGAAACUUUGACCUGUAAUUUGACUCAGUUGCCUUGUCUGCUGGUCCUGUAAGUUGCACUGGAUUUGUGUACUGAUAAAUUGAGGUCCUUUUUAUUCAGAAGAUAUUCCACAUACCUGUGGAAACUUGCCUAUCUGUGACAUUUUUCUGAUUACAGGCUGCAAACCAGUGUUUGUUUGCCAAGAAAACUAUUAGUCUUUGUGGAUAGUAGUGCCAGUGAGGUCUGUCUAGUCAAUUAUCUUCCCCUCCUCUGAUUGAUAUCAGUAGGAAAGUAAGUUGGGGUUUUUUUAUAAGAGAUGUAGACCUACUACUUGCCAUUUUAUGCUGUUAGCUUAUAUUUCUGUUUUUUAAAUGAGAGGUCAUCUUCCUAUGAAGAGCAUUGUUUUGCCUUAACCUUUCGCCCUGAUGUUGUUAGCUAGAGCACAACUACCAGACUUAGUCUUGUCAUCGUUGUGCUGAAAUGAUACUAGUCAGAUUGCACAGAAUUUUUUCUUUACAUUAACUUUAUCUUCUGUCUUCUGAAGUUUGGUUUGCUACAUACAAGAUUGUUUUCCUGCUCUUUUCAAAGCAAAUCCUAACAGUUAGAAUGUAAAAUUUCUGAAGUAUUUAACUUCAGGGUUUUAUUGAUGGGGGAUGUGAUAUAGGAACAAAAUGGGACCAAAGUUUUUGUGCCUUCAGUAGUUUUAUAUGUACGGUUUUUCAUAUCUGUAGGUGUCUUUAAGUAUAAUAAAUACAUUUUUCUCCUCUGGAAAAUGUAUAUUUAUAUUGUGAAAAAUUAAUAUUGUCUAUUGACUAUACAAUAAGUGAACUACAGCUGUUUCAAUGCACAUUUAAUUAUUCUACUGUCUUUCCCAUUACCGGUUUGUUUUUUUUUAAACUGCAAUAUGUAGGAAUCCAAGCAUAACUCACGUUAUUUCCUACUUCAGAUAAUAAUGACAUGUUGUGCUUGGAGGAGUCCCAAAGAAAUUAAAUGCUUACAUAAUUGAAGGUCCUUGAUAAUGAAGAAAGCUUUUACUUCAGCAGAUUAAUGUCAUCACUGUAAGCAGUUUUUCAGUUCUUGGAAACUGUGCUUUAUUUAUGAGUGGGAAGCUACCACACAUAAACUUGAUUUGAAGCACUUUCCAAUUAUUUUUGAAUAUAUUACCCACUUUUUGCCGAAGUUCACCAUAGAACUGCUGCAGCACAAGAUAAAAGUUGCUAACCAAGCAGAUUCUUGCAUCAGAGUGUCACUUCAUUUUCUGACCAAAGACUGUUCUGGUUUUACUGAAAUAUAUGAAAACCUGUUUUCUCUCACACUUCUUUCUGAUGGGAAGACCCCAAAGCAAACUGGGCUCUAUUUGAGACUGUUAACUGGUGGUAGAAAUGGUGGAAAAUGGAUAUAGUAAUGUGAACCAAAUAGUGUGAGAGAAGACAAAAAGUUAAUAUAUUGCUUUUAGUACUGUACUCAAGACACAGUAAACAUCUCUAAGAAUUGCUGACAUUCCCUCAUUUCACAUGAUCUGUUCAUAAAAAUUCCAUUUCAGUUUAUAAAAAUGUUCAUCUAACUCAAGAAAAUACUGUAAAUAUUUGUAACAUCAUGUUUUGGUUUGUUUUUAUUUUGGUGUUUUUUUUUUUUAAUCUGGAAAAAGAGUGUUUGGGGAAACAAAUGGAAAUGUAAAUGUUUUUACAUAAAAAUAUUGUCUGUAUAUUUUAAUAAGCAAAAGCUUUCAUUUGUAAAGCAUCUUGUGGCAUUGCAUGAAAAGUAUUUUAUAUCUGUGGAGAUGACAUAAAACAGAAAAGAUAUAAGAUGUAUUAAAGAAACCUAUUUUGUGACUGUGUAGUGCAUGGUGAAUAUGAUUUUGUUUGUGCUGUAAUAUAUUCUGGUUUUUUAGGGUAGUGUGUUUUCUGAUUACAUGAUAUCUAUACCUAACUAAUUUCCUAACUGUAGUUGUUGUAGCAUGUCUUUUAAUAAAUGUAAUUAUGGCUAUACUCUCUUAAA